AUGGGACAGAGCACACUCUCUUUAAAUAUUCGCCAAUUUUCAAGCACGCCAGCCGUGGCCAAGCGCCAGGUCAGGAAGAUCCCAGUCCUCUCCAAGAAGGCUGCCGCAGCCAAGGCAGCGCGCAAGAAAGCAGCAAAAACGCAAAAACACAUUUACCACAAUGAGCGCAUGCCGUUGGAGAGCGCUGUCCAUGUCCUGCGCUCCGUAGAAGUUGCGCGCCCUCAAUCAACAUUUGAACUCGUCGUCCGGACAGCGAUGGGCAAGGGGACGACGAUACCAAAGGGCCGUAUAUCACUCCCUCGCGAAGCCAAGACGCAGUCGGAGGACCGUAUCCUCGUCUUCGCCGAGGGCCGUCAGGCAGACGAAGCCCGUAAAGCUGGCGCACAUAUUGUCGGUGGACCAGAACUUAUUGAUGCUGUCAUCAACGGCCGGCACCAGGCCACCACCAUCCUCUGCACGACCGGCCUCAUCCGCACCAUCACCCCUCGUCUCGGCCGUAUCCUCGGUCCCCGCGGUCUCAUGCCCUCAGAGCGCCGCGGCACAGUCACGGACGACAUCGAGGGCUUCAUCCGGCGUCUGCAGGGUACGACCGAGUGGAAGGGCGACAAGUCUGGCACCAUACGCAUGCCCAUCGCCAAGGUCCGUCGUCCCUUUCCCAGCUCUGUCUCUCCUCUUCUUCUUAUUCUGAUUCAAACACGUUCCGACCCCAAAAAAACUCGCAGAUCCACUUCCCCGUAG
This is a messenger RNA of Coniophora puteana RWD-64-598 SS2, 738 nucleotides long. Its product is annotated as ribosomal protein L1. Lineage: Eukaryota; Fungi; Basidiomycota; Agaricomycetes; Boletales; Coniophoraceae. The transcript has 3 exons. The record is from RefSeq and is a predicted model, not a curated record. The coding region runs from base 1 to 738 and encodes 245 amino acids.